Messenger RNA from Aplosporella prunicola CBS 121167, 945 nucleotides. RefSeq lists its product as uncharacterized. The transcript is spliced from 2 exons. Lineage: Eukaryota; Fungi; Ascomycota; Dothideomycetes; Botryosphaeriales; Aplosporellaceae. Bases 1 to 945 code for a protein of 314 amino acids. The record is from RefSeq and is a predicted model, not a curated record.
AUGACCGGCUUACCAAGAAAGGCGCCCAAUACAGAGCGACACCUCGCCACAUUGGAUGGAGACUACAAAUUUGCUGUCUACGCCACCGCCGAGCUUGAUGGACAUCGUCUGUCAGCGUUUGAACAGGAAUUGAACUCAGCGGAAUUCGCGGAAGACACGUGCAAGCUCGCGCUGAAGCCCGAUUUUGCCAACAAGCCUUUCAAAGACGUCUACGAAUACCACAUCCGCCUAAGAGAUGAGGACACGACGUUUCACCCGCUCUUUUUCAUCGUCGCAACGCACUCUGACUAUGACGUCAAGGGCGUCCUGGUCGUCUACCUCAAUGCACCGGACGACAACAAAGUUGACAUAACCCGGUGCCAUGUCAAAGAAGCCGCAAGCUGGGGGAUGGACUUGGACAUCGGUAACAUGGACUGGGAAGACCUGAAAGAGGCAGAAGAACAGGAAUGGGGAACGAACAGCGACGGCCCAAUCCCACUGAAGACCAUACAGCAUAGCAACCCGGAGACGCCCUCACCAGCAUCACCUUCUUGGCAAUACGGAAUCUGGAGUCUCGUAGAAAAAGCCAUAUAUCUUCCACCCUCCAUCGAAGCGGACCAUUACGAGAAGCCCCUCCCCCACAGACGCGUGCAGAUGGCGCGAAACUUCGCGACCGUACCCGACGGCUGGUCGGAGAUCGUACGCCUGCACCCGUGGCUCUGCAAGAACUACGCGCACAUGCAUCGCCAGGUGGGCAUAUUAGCUGACAAGCCAGAUUUCGAGGCCGACGACGUCGUGCUGUUGCGCUUUGAUUGGGACGGCGACGUCGAUGCGCACGAUGAUGUCGCGAUAACGGGACUGGGCUUGCGUUGCGAGAAGGUGAAGAGAGUGCCCGCGAGCAGGGCCGUCGAGGAGCUGGAUGCGUAUUGUCGGGAGCACGGCCUGCCGUUGCCGUACCCAGGCUGA